CCAUAAUACAAAAGAAGAAGAAGAAGAUCUUGGACGCUGGGAUAGCACUUCUACUUUGCCGACAGACGACACCUGCUUCGCUGCCGACGACUUCCAAGUUGUGGGCUGCCGACAAAUUCGUCUGACAUUGUGGAAUAUUUAUCCACAAUCGCCAUACAUUUCAAUUUCCAGCAGAACGGAGUAAGUCUCAAAUCUUCAGGAGCAUCACUUCGUAUUGUCCACCAAAGCAACACAAUGAUCACAAGGAGAAGAGGCCAUUGUCACCCUCAGCUGAAGUCUCGAGAGGUUGAAGUAUGCAGUGCUGUGACAGCUAUUGAAGACCUCCCAAAUCUACCUGAGGAGUUCACAGCUGAUGCCUUUGACAGUGCUGGAAUAGAGCUAGACGACUUGUUUGGAAUUGAAUCCCUAAAAUGGACUCCUGAGCGAGACACAACUUCCCCUAUCUUUGACGUGGAGCUCGGUGAGUACAGCACCCAGAGCCGAGAUAGUGGAGCUGAAGAUUCGACCGCCUGCUCUCCAGAGAACAUGUUUUCCGCCUUGAAGAUCAGGAACAAGCAAAUGCCGUCUACAGUUGUGGGCAACAAAAAUGCCAUAGCCGCCAGGUUGAAUCGUCUCAAAAAGAAAGAGUACAUAAACAGCCUGGAAAAGAAAGUGGGUAUGGUAUCCACAGAAAACAACAUGCUCAAAGUGGAAAACUCUCAGUUGACCAAGAGAGUGGAAGAACUGGAAGAUGAGACCAGGGCGCCGACUCAAACGAGCACAACUACGCGCUCCCAAGGAAACGUGUGAAAGUGGAGGAGAAAGAGACCUCGGGCGGCGUGUGCCUCCACGUGGACAAGAACCAUGUCUCAGUGGAGUUCUGCACUAAGUGUGCAGAGAGUGCAAGCACGUCGCUUAAAAUGUAGGGUCAAGUACUUUUUUUCAACUUUUGAGACAGAACUUGAUAUGUGGCUCAAUCUACUGGCCAUCUAUGUUGGAGGAAGACUGUUGAAUUAAUUCUAUACAUAAGAACUACUGAUUGUGCAUGUACUUAAUGAGAUGUUGGCUUGACUGAUCGUUACUGCUAAACCCUGUUGACAGUUUCUUCUAGGUAAUGGUUGAUCUACCAUGAGGGACGAAUGGCUCUCUGAACACCUAAACCUGCUUGAACUCCAUGGUAAGGAUCAGACCAGAAAGAGUUUAGACAUCCAGCGCUGACAAUAUUAUACUUUGACUUUUGAAAAUAAUUUUGUUAUUACGACAAGGUUAUUUUUCUUAGUUUUUUUUGUACGAGUUUGGUUAUAACUAAAGUGUAAAAGCUAUGAAUGUUAAAUCCUUCUAAAAGCAAUUGCACAGAAGAUGUAGAAAUGACGGUGAAGGUCCACAAAGAGUCAUUUUUAACUGCUUUUCCAAACAAAGUCCUAAUUGAACUGGUUUACUUUUGUUCAUGAAUCUCUUUGUGAACCAGCACCAUUAUACAAAAAGAAUACUUUGAUUCAGCGCCACUUGUUUUUCUUUAUUGCUGAAGUGGAUUCUGCUGGUGGAGGUUGAAGAGACUCGACAAACUGCUGCCAACGUGGCCUGCUAUUUUGAAUUUUUUUUUUUUAAAGGUAGUAUUGGUAACAAUGGUAUUUGUCACUUUAUUUACAUUUUUUGUUCAAGUGUUGUCUGCGUUUUCUUCUGCACUUCAGACAACAGUUUUUGGAGUUCAGUGCAGUUCCCCCAUUGUUUCCUCAUUGUUGGAGUUCAUUGAAAUUCUACAUUAAAGUUAGGUGAUUACUUAUCACCAUCAGUUGUAAUGACAUGUAAAUGUGUACAUAGCUUUGAAUAUGUGUCAGAUAAUUGACCUCUGACUAUUGUUGAACAAAUAAAUCCUAUUUUAAUUGUU
Molecule: messenger RNA, 1867 nt
Organism: Nerophis ophidion (straightnose pipefish)
Lineage: Eukaryota; Metazoa; Chordata; Actinopteri; Syngnathiformes; Syngnathidae
Gene: crebzf
Product: CREB/ATF bZIP transcription factor
Exons: 3
Coding region: 235-789 (184 amino acids)
Biological process (GO): regulation of DNA-templated transcription
Molecular function (GO): DNA-binding transcription factor activity
Source: RefSeq, a predicted model, not a curated record